This is a messenger RNA of Penaeus vannamei (Pacific white shrimp), 2740 nucleotides long. It is a transcript of the gene Wdr24, whose product is annotated as WD repeat domain 24. NCBI's taxonomy places the organism in Eukaryota, Metazoa, Arthropoda, Malacostraca, Decapoda, Penaeidae. Gene Ontology annotation, biological process: positive regulation of macroautophagy; cellular response to amino acid starvation; positive regulation of TORC1 signaling. The record is from RefSeq and is a predicted model, not a curated record. Gene Ontology annotation, cellular component: cytosol; vacuolar membrane; GATOR2 complex. Gene Ontology annotation, molecular function: protein binding.
AGGCUGUCUGACGUCACUUCGUGCAUGCGAACUUGCUCGAAUGCUUAUCUCACGAACGGCUCAUUUGUCAACAAAGAAGUCUUUCCUAACUUUGGGAUGUCAAACACUACACAAUGCGUACUAUCUGUGUUGAACUAGAUGCUGCUGCCAAUGCCUUGGAUUUAAGUCCAGACAAUCUGCAAGUUGUCAUUGCAGGCCGCCAUGUAUUCAAGAUCUAUUCCCUAGAAGAAGAUGACUUGGUUGAGAAAGCAAAUCUCCGUGCUGGGAAAAACCCAAAUCUCAAUUUUUCCUGUAAUGAUGUUGUAUGGAAUCCUAUUGAAGAUAGUGUUCUUGCAACUGCUGCUACUAAUGGUGCUGUUGUGACAUGGAAUCUAAAUAAAUCAUCCAGAUCCAAGCUUGAUUGUGUCUUUAAUGAUCACAAACGAACAGUUAAUAAGGUAAGUUUUCAUCCAAGUGAGCCACACCAACUGAUCUCAGGCUCGCAGGAUGGCUUCAUGAAGCUUUUUGAUCUUCGUCGCAAAGAAGCAGCAUACACUUUCACAAGUAAUGCAGAAAGUGUUCGAGAUGUGCAGUUCAACCCUCAUUUAAACAUGCAAUUUUGUGCUGUGGCCGAGAAUGGUAAUGUGCAGCUGUGGGACAUGAGAAGGACAGACCGCAUGGAAAAACAGUUCACAGCUCAUGGAGGACCAAUCUUUGCUCUAGACUGGCAUCCAGAAGUGAAAACAUGGAUAGCAACAGCUGGAAGAGACAAAACUAUUAAGGUGUGUGAUGUGUAUGAAGUACCAAAUGUGCGUCACACAAUCCAGACUAUUGCAUCAGUGGGACGUGUGAAGUGGAGACCUAAUGCCAAAUAUCACAUUGCGAGCUCAGCCCUUAUCUGGGACUGCAGCAUCAAUGUGUGGGAUAUCCGGAGGCCUUAUAUACCAUUUGCAGCUUUUAAUGAACACAAGAAAUUAACAAGUGGCAUUGCAUGGCGAGGAGAUCCAAACAGUUUGCUGUCUGUUGGCAGGGACUGCUUGAUCCACCAUGCCUUUAAAGACGCCACACGACCAAUGGAGAAAGUGAAUCCUGUUGGCCUGGACAUCAGUGUGCAUGGCAACAUUUCAAACGCAACUCGUAUCAAAGAAGACUCAGAACCACAAGGCGCUUUAGCCAAAUUACCUAUGUUUAGGAAAUCUCCUGCUAUGAACGAGCAUUAUGGCCAAGUGUUAUCAUCUGUCCACAUGAUGCUGUGUGAGGAAGAAGGUCCAGUAUCACCUUAUCACUUGGUCCAGUCGGCCAAGAAUUAUCUUCUGACUGGGAAAUCUUUGGCUGAAAUAUGUGAGCACAAUGCUGCGGUGGCCAAGAAGCUGAACAGACCACAGAUUGCUUUGACUUGGCAGAUGUUGCAACUGUUGUAUGUAGGUGCAGUUGGGGGUAUCGAUCCUUUGAUAGGAAUCCAGUCUUCAUCAAGGGAUGAUCCGGCAAUUCAGCCAGACACUAGUAUGGAAAAUGAUCAGAGAUCUUCACGCCACUAUUCAGGAGGCGAUGGAGGAGGAGACACAUCUGGUGGAGGCUUUAGUGCAGAAGAAGGAGAUACAGAGACGGAUGAUACUGAUAACCAUGAUCUUAAGCUCACCCAUAUAGCAAGUGGCAUGACCAUCAAUCAAGACUUUUUCUUUGGAGAUGGGGAAAUCAAUCAAAUGCCUUUCGACUAUGACAACCUGAAUAACUUUGAUACAAGUCAAGACUGGACUCUGCCCAAUGAGGCAUUCCAGCCUCGCCAUGAGAUCCUCUAUCCAUCUGCCAUGCCGCCACAAGAGUACCAUUCCAAAUGCUCCCCAAGAGAAAUCCAGGAGUCAGGUACUGCAACAGGAUACAUUGUUGAACCACAAUCACUCCUAAGUGAGGUGAAAGCACUAGGAACUCCAGCAUGGGAAUGCUCUGAUCUUGUGGUGAAGAUGCUUUACCAUUAUGCCAGUAAUGGGGAUGUCCAAAUGUCUGUUACCUGUGUCAUUGUGCUUGGUGACAGGCUGAAGGAACAUCUUGACAAGGACCAAGUUGAACACUGGUUUCUGUCAUAUAUUGAUUUACUUCAGCGAUUCCAGCUUUGGAAUAUUGCCAAUCAAGUCAUCCAACUGGCAGAAUACACAGGUUUGCCAGUUGUUCAGCAGCAGAACCAGCAGUCCACAACCAUUGCCCUUCAGUGUGGGCAGUGUGGGUCCAUUGUAUCAAGGAACAGUCUUUUCUGCAGGAAGUGUGGUUGUCCAACAUCAGCCUGUGCAGUAUGCCAUGGUAUGGUGAGAGGACUGUUUGUAUGGUGCCAGGGAUGCUCCCAUGGGGGCCAUCUGAACCACAUGAUGAAGUGGGUGGCCAACAAUAAGUCAUGUCCUGCAGGAUGUGGCCAUCUGUGCGAGUACGCUUGAGUACAUACUUAAUUGUGAAUUUUAGAUUCUCCAUAUCUUUUAUGUUGAAACUUAUUUCAGAAUCUGAAGUAUAUAUAUUUAUUUUUUAUUUUUUCAUGUUGUGAGAAUACAGUGGGCAUUAACAUUCAGUUGCACUGAAAGUUUUAAGAAAUUACCUAAGAAAUUGUUAUAUUGGAGUGAAAUGUUUAUGAUUUGCAAAGUUACCAUUUCCCUUUCCUUGUUACAGGAGAUGUAUUGAGUUCCUAUGUAUUGUAUUGUACUGUAUAUAUAUCUGUAUAUAUUUGAUAGAAGUACAUUUUGAAAACCAUUUUAUAUUAAAAUUAUAUGUAUAUAAA